Messenger RNA from Ostertagia ostertagi, 414 nucleotides. The record is from the annotation of a GenBank genome assembly. Lineage: Eukaryota; Metazoa; Nematoda; Chromadorea; Rhabditida; Trichostrongylidae.
AUGGCCAACGACGAUAUGAAAAGUUUGAAAGAAAUGUUGCAACGAUUGAUUGACAUGCAACUUAAUUCGCAUGUUUCCAAUGGGAAAGGAGAUAAUGUUGAAGCAAAUGCUAGUGAAGAACUGCAGGCAACCUUGAAUGAACUACAAGAGGUCUACAACUGUUUGGCGCAGUUGGGCCUGGAACGGACAACGCCGGGGUCGUGCAGUCGUGCCUCAUUUGAUGACAGUGUUCUGUGUUGCGAUGGUACUCCUGACAAUAAAGUGCAGGUGAAAGAGUUAAAAGAAGAGAUUGCAAUGCUGAACAAAGAAUUAGAGAAACGCGACGCCAUUAUAGAGACAUUCGAUUCUCGCACAGACGUUGAGUAUGAACAUGGCCUCAUCAUUCAUUCGCUUUGCCCGAUUUUAGUUACCCUC